GACCCUGGAGGAAGCUCCAGCAUCGACAAAACCUAUUUUUCUACUGGCCCAACGCAAUCUUUAUGGCUGCCUAACUACUUCCCACCACAUCAGAAGCUGGACCCUAUUCACCUCUGCAAACUCUCAGUAUAACACACACUACACAGCGGCACGCGACCACAACUUCCCUCUAGGCACCUCUAUUUGCCAUUUCAACACUAUGGCACCCCUUCGGAUCUCCAUACCCACAGCGCAUACCGAGUCAGAUAAUGGCAAAGAGUAUACAUCUUACGAGAUACGCAUCGAACAUCCAUUUCCCCGCGCCACUACGACCCUGCGAAAACGCUACUCUGAAUUCGCCGCCCUCGACUCUGCGCUAAGAUCACAGGCCGGAGCCGCACCACCGUCGUCACUGCCUGCGAAGAGUUGGUUCGGUGGAGGGCUGGGAAAACUUGGAUUCGGAAGCACAGCAGGCUCUUCCGAGAUGAUCGAGAAGCGCAGGGAGGGGUUGGAGCAAUACCUAAAGGCAAUAGAGGCGAGCGAGGAUGGGCGAUGGCGGGUGUGCAAGUCGUACAAAGAUUUUUUGAACCUCGGCGAUCGGAGCAAGAAGCAGGCGAGCUUUCCCGGCUCGCAGUUCGGGAAAGAUCGGGUGAGGGACAGCACCGACUGGCUAGACAAAUACAGCGAGGUCAAGAGCAACCUCUCUGACGCGCGGAGAUGGCUCACCCAGCGGGAACAGGCUACGGCAGCUACAGCACAACAUGAAGCUGGCGCGAACGCAAAGAAGGGUCUCGUUAGAGCCGGCUCGCUGCUUUCCGCUCUGGAAGAGGGUCUCUCGAGAUUGGGGGGAUCUGGUGCCGAUGAGUGGGGCGGGGAGAAGUUGGGCGAGGGCGAGAUACGGCGUCGUCGCGAUCUCAUCAGUACAUCUCGAAAAGAGCGCGAUGGGCUGGAAAGUGUGCUCAAUACCAUGGCUGUAAAAGCCGCCGUUUCUGGCAGUUCCUCCUCGGCGCCGUCCAUGUCUUCAGCCGCCGUGACCAGCGAGCAAAAGGCCGGUCUCUUCAGUCGUGCCAACCAAGUCAGCUCAGGCCGACGCGUGCUGGGCGCCCCUGUUCAAGAGACAGAGCGUACUCGAGAGCUAGACAAUGAGGGCGUGUUGCAACUGCAGAGGCAAAUAGUAGCCGAGCAAGACCAGGAUCUGGUGGACCUGACUGUGGUGGCGCGGCGUAUGAAGGAAAUGGGCGUGCAGAUUAAUGAAGAGAUUAUCGUGCAGAAUGCUAUGCUCGACAGGCUUGGCGAAGAUGUAGAACGUGUCGAUGGCAAGAUCAGGAUUGCGAAGAAGCGCAUCAACGGGAUCAGCUAG
Messenger RNA from Periconia digitata, 1339 nucleotides. Lineage: Eukaryota; Fungi; Ascomycota; Dothideomycetes; Pleosporales; Periconiaceae. The record is from the annotation of a GenBank genome assembly.